This is a messenger RNA of Cucurbita maxima (winter squash), 1587 nucleotides long. Its product is annotated as biotin carboxyl carrier protein of acetyl-CoA carboxylase 2, chloroplastic. The transcript has 7 exons. Gene Ontology annotation, cellular component: acetyl-CoA carboxylase complex. Gene Ontology annotation, biological process: fatty acid biosynthetic process. Gene Ontology annotation, molecular function: acetyl-CoA carboxylase activity. The record is from RefSeq and is a predicted model, not a curated record. Lineage: Eukaryota; Viridiplantae; Streptophyta; Magnoliopsida; Cucurbitales; Cucurbitaceae. The coding region runs from base 332 to 1423 and encodes 363 amino acids.
AAUUUUAUUUUUAUUUUAAAAAUGCCGUCCCAAGUUUUCAUGGGUAUUUCAAAAAUAAAUUUAUAUUUUUAUUAAAUUAGCCUUUGAGCUAAAACCAUCAUCCAAUUUCAUGUAAUUUGCAAUGAAUGAGAGAUAGAGAUAGAGAGAGAGAGAGAGAGAGAGAGAGAGAGAGAGAAGCAUAGAGUGUUUGAAGGUUGGAGGGAAGAAGAAAGAAGGUUGGAGCGUAAAAGCAAAGGUAUGAAAAACGCAUGCGAUGAUGUGUUGUGUGUGAGUGGGUUUGUUGUGUUUCGUUAAAAAAGAAAAGAAAAAACGGCGAUAUUAAUUUGAUCCAAUGCUCUCAACUCUCUCAUCGAAUCGCAUUGUUAUUAUCGAAAAUUCAUCUGAAAUCUCCAACUCCAUUUUUUCAUUUUCAUUUCCACUUUGUUUCUUGGAUCUCAUCGCCAUUCUUCUUGAUUUCUUACUCAAUACCCCUCUUUUCCCGCCCUUCUUUUUCGAGGAUUUUUGUUUGUCAGAACUGAGAAGCUCUUUCAACCUUCUAGGUUGCUCUCCAAUGGCGUCCUUCACGCUCCCAUGCUCCAAGGCUUCCGCUCUUCCCGGUUAUGGCUCGUCGAUUGCUCAGAAGAAUUCGCACCAGAACCGCAUUAAGCAGAAUCUUCCUCUUAAUCGCCGUGGAUUUUUACUGAAGGAUCCUUUUUCGUUCGGAUCUUCUCUUAUCGACUCCUCGUUUUCUGGGAUUGAGGUGUCAAACAAGAAGAGAUCUGCUGGUUUAGUUAUGAAUGCACUUAAUGAGGUGGUUGUUGGAAAAACGUCGAAUUCUGCACCUGCACUCGUCUCUAUGCCCGGGAACACGCCAUCCGGAGGAGAAAUGGACUCUGCAGUUGGAGUUCCAGAUCAAUAUUCUCUUCCAGAUGAGUCGUCAAUAUCGACCUUCAUGAGCCAAGUUUCAGAUCUUAUCAAACUUGUUGAUUCAAGAGACAUCAUGGAACUGGAACUGAAGCAAGGGGAUUGCGAAAUCAUAAUAAGAAAAAAAGAAGCUUUACAGCCAUUAGCAGCAGCACCAGCAGCUGCACCAAGUCCAUACAUGGCACUGCCACCACCUCAAGCGCAUAGCAUGGUUGCACCUCCGCCCACCCCUGCACGCGCAGCGGCCAGUUCUCCCUCUGCAGCACCAAAAGUGGGUAGUUCUCAUCCGCCUUUGAAGUGCCCGAUGGCCGGAACGUUUUAUCGAAGCCCUGCGCCGGGAGAACCUCCAUUUGUGAAGGUGGGAGAUAAAGUACCGAAAGGACAAAUCAUAUGCAUCAUUGAAGCCAUGAAGCUAAUGAAUGAGAUUGAGGCUGAUAAAUCUGGAACCAUAGUUGAAAUAUUGGCUGAAGAUGGCAAACCAGUUAGCGUAGACACGCCACUUCUUGUGAUCGCACCUUAAUGACCUUCAAGAGAACAGAACAACCUUUGCGUCUCCUCUUUUUUAUAAAUAUUUUAGGUUCCAAGUUUUAAAUUUUACAAACCUCUGGAAGAUGUUUACUUGAUGAUGUAUCAUACUCGAUCAGUCAGAUGUCAUUUCGACUUUAUGCAUAUUGUAAUUUCCUA